AUGGUAUUGAUUGGAGGUGGUAUCGAAUAUCAACUAGGUGAAGACAACGGCAUUGAAGCUUUCAAAAGAAGUCCAUUCCAGCUCGACUGUCAAUUUUCACCCAGAGGAAGAGAGACUAGCGGGAAAGGGAAUCCUGACGGAGUAACGGGAUUGAUUGGCACUGGAGCAGCGAUCAUCGACGCGGUGGCAGCGGCAAGCGUGGCCGAUUCUGGAGACGAAUUGGUGGUUGUUGUCGCAGGCGACUGUGAUGGGAACAGCAACGGCGUCCGCAGUAGUUCUGGUGAGGAUGCGAACGGGUUUAGAGUCGUAGGCGAGUAUGAUGAGCCGUCAGAUGAAGUCGGCGAAGUCAGCAGUGAUUGA
This is a messenger RNA of Haemonchus placei, 360 nucleotides long. The record is from the annotation of a GenBank genome assembly. Lineage: Eukaryota; Metazoa; Nematoda; Chromadorea; Rhabditida; Trichostrongylidae.